CCCCCCUCCUCCUUUUAAACUUCGCAUUCUCUCUCUCGUUUGAUUCGAAACAAUCUCUGUCUCGCGCAUAAACAACGCGCAGGAGUCGUCUCCCCGUCCCUAAACCCCAAGAAAACCCCCAUGGCGUCGUCGGCCGGCAGGACCGAGAGGGGCGGCCGGGAGCUGAGGAUGUCCAUCGAGGAGGUGGCCAAGAAGCUGUCCCUGUGGCACACCGCCACGUUCCAGCCCAUCCUGACCCACGACGAGCUGGAGCCCAUCCUCGCCGCGGCCGGCUUCGUCGCGCUGCCGGCGCCGAAGGAGGAGGAGCUGCCGCCCUCGGCCGGUACGGCGGUGGCGUGGCGGGAGUACGCGUUCCUGGGGGCCAAUGCGGCGGCGUGGCGGGGCCCGGACCCGCGGCCGCGGCUGCCGUACCCGCGCGUCGACGGCCUGCACCUCAAGACGUACGAGGCCUUCCUCGGCGCCGUGGAGGCCUACCUCGGCGCCGGCCGCGUCUCCAACCUCUUCCACGUCAGGCUGAUGCCGGUGACCAACCCGAACGACCGGAUGUUCGACAAGGUGUACCGUGCGAUGCGGAACUUCAGCCCGGAGGAGGACGGGCUGAUCGUGUACCGGGAGGGCACCCUGGACGACCUCACCUUCAAGAUGUGCAGCCACCACACCGCCAUCAGGGACGUCGGCCACCAUGUCAUCCCGGGCAUCAGCUGCAGCGAUCUCGGCUACCUCCGCAAGGUGGACGGCAACUGCCACGAGGAGGGCUGCUGCGGCGCCAGAUGCCCGGCAGCCGGCCACGACUUCUUCCCCGUCCCGCUCAAGGAUCUCUUCCCUAACUGACCAGUUGAGACUUGAUUGUUGCAAGCUGCAUUAGCGCAAUCUUGAAGAUGGUCAGGAGGGUAGGCAGUGGACGGAUUAACAGUUAUAGUUUUGAGGCGUGAGGUGAUUGCCGUGGACAUUGUGUUGGGCAGGCUUUUGUUCUUCAGUUUCUUCUCGGUUUUGUACAAUCUGUUGUAUGCAUGCAUGUUGAGUGAGUUCUUCAGCGGCAUAAAAGUUCUGGACAGAUGUCUGUAGCUGGGUUUGGAGGAUAGACCAUGAAAACAUGAUGGUGGAGCAAUUAUUAGUU
Molecule: messenger RNA, 1117 nt
Organism: Phragmites australis (common reed)
Lineage: Eukaryota; Viridiplantae; Streptophyta; Magnoliopsida; Poales; Poaceae
Exons: 2
Coding region: 121-831 (236 amino acids)
Source: RefSeq, a predicted model, not a curated record